AUGUAUCCAACAGUCAUGGCUGUGAUCGGUGUUGGAAGCAGUAUGGGAAAUAAUUAUAUUCGUAAAACAAACCGACAGAAAUGGUCUGAGGCCGACAUGCUUCAAGCUAUAGAUGCGGUGCGAGCUAAACGCAUGGGAUGGCUUAAAGCCACUAAAAUGUACAAUGUCCCAUUUGGGACUUUAAGACGCCGGGUAAAUAAUAUGAAUAAACGUGUUAAAGGUACCCAAAAAGGAAUGGGAACGAGCACGACAAUACCACUUGAAGCUGAGCAAGAAAUUGUUAAUCAUAUUCUUGAUUUAGAAUCAAGAUUAUUUGGUGUUACAGCUCUUGAAUUAAGACAGCUGGCCUUUAAAAUUGCAACUGAGAGAGGCUAUUCUCAUAAAUUUAAUACAGAAAAACAAUUGGCGGGGUGGGACUGGUUAAGCGGGUUUCGCCGAAGACAUCCGGAAAUAUCACUUAGAGCUCCAGAAGCGACGUCAGCAGCAAGAGCCAAAGGUUUUAAUAAAGUCCAGGUGAAGAAAUUUUUUGACUUACUCACUGACACCAUGACUAAUGAAAAUAUUCCUACUAGUAGAAUUUAUAACAUGGAUGAGUCUGCCUUGACAACAGUACAUAAGCCUCCAAGGGUAUUUGCCCGCAAAGGAAAAAAACAAGUAGGCGCUCUUACUAGUGGCGAAAGAGGCCAACAUGUAACAGUAGUGGCUUGUAUGAGUUCUGGUGGUCGUUUUAUUCCUCCAGCAUUAAUAUUUCCAAGGAAAAACUAUAAAGCUGAGUAUUUUGAUGGAUGCCCGCCUGAAACGUUAGGAUUGUGUUAUGAAACUGGAUAUAUGGUCUCAGACCUUUUCAGUAAAUGGAUGGAUCAUUUCAUUAACCACGUGAAACCAUCAAAAGAAGAAAAAGUUCUACUAAUCGUGGAUGGACACAGCAGCCACAAAUCGUUAAAUGCUCUUGAAAAAGCCAAGAAACACGGCAUUGUUUUGUUAUGUUUACCAGCUCAUUGUACACAUCGGCUCCAACCGCUAGAUGUCUCAUUUUUUGGCCCUUUGGAAACUUAUUUCAAUGCAGCAUGUGCCCUUUGGAUGAAAAAUCAUGUGGGAAGAACAAUAACUUUAUACCAGAUAAGUGGAUUAUUUUGUGCUGCUUAUUCAAAAUCUGCUACUGUUGAAAAUGCUUUAAGUGGUUUUCGAAGUUCGGGCAUAUCACCAUUAAAUCCAGACAUUUUCCCCGACCAUUUGUACGCACCAAGUGAAGUUACUGACAAUCAAAAUUGGUAUGAUGAAAACACCAACAAAGCUAACUUUACUGUGGAGGAAAAUGUUGACAAUAGUAAUAAUAAUGAGAAAGUAAACAGUGAAAGGGCAGAAAUUAUAGAAAAUGUCAAAACUGAUAAAAGUGAUAAUAUAAACCAAGCUAGUUCCUCAUCACUCGAAAAUAAUUAUCAAAUUCACAUUGGAAAAGAUAGGAGUAGUGAGGGCAAGUCUAAUCUCGAUAUUUCCAUAAAAGAGUGUCUAAAUUUACUGUCUCCUAUACCUGUAAUUGAGAAGACGGUUUCUGGAAAAAAAAGCAAAAAACGGCAAUCACAGGGAACUGCAGUUUUAACAAAAAGCCCUUAUAUUGCGGAACUGAAAGAUAAAGAAGCGAAUAAAAAGAAAAAAACGUUGAGAGCGUCAGCUAGAAUAAUCAAACAUAAACUGUUCCAACCUACGUGUGAUACAAGUAGUGAAGAAAAUGAUCAUUGGGAAGAUUUCGAAGACGAUGAAGAUGAUGCGUGUUGUCUUUAUUGCAAUGAUAGUUACAAGAGAUCUAGAGCCGGUGAGAAGUGGAUAAGGUGCAUUAGCUGCAAAAAAUGGUCCCAUGUCGAAUGCUCAGGAGUUAGUCCCAAAACGAAGCAGUUUAUCUGCGAAAUUUGCGAAGAAUGA
Zophobas morio is the source of this 1920-nucleotide messenger RNA. RefSeq lists its product as uncharacterized. Gene Ontology annotation, molecular function: DNA binding. Gene Ontology annotation, cellular component: nucleus. Bases 1 to 1920 code for a protein of 639 amino acids. The transcript has 3 exons. The record is from RefSeq and is a predicted model, not a curated record. Lineage: Eukaryota; Metazoa; Arthropoda; Insecta; Coleoptera; Tenebrionidae.